Messenger RNA from Paralichthys olivaceus (Japanese flounder), 945 nucleotides. RefSeq names its product olfactory receptor 11H6-like. Gene Ontology annotation, molecular function: olfactory receptor activity; G protein-coupled receptor activity; odorant binding. NCBI's taxonomy places the organism in Eukaryota, Metazoa, Chordata, Actinopteri, Pleuronectiformes, Paralichthyidae. Gene Ontology annotation, cellular component: membrane. Gene Ontology annotation, biological process: detection of chemical stimulus involved in sensory perception of smell; G protein-coupled receptor signaling pathway. The record is from RefSeq and is a predicted model, not a curated record.
AUGAUGGAUAAUGUCUCUGUGAUAACAAUAUUCUACCUUUCAGGUUUAAAUGACAAAAUGAGCSASAGGUUUAUUCUCUUCUUUCUCAGUUUGUUGUGUUACUGUGUCAUUUUGCUGGUAAAUAUAACUCUUAUUGUGACCAUCAUCUYGGAUAAAAACCUCCAUGAACCAAUGUAUAUUCUGCUGUGUGCAUUUUGCAUGAAUUCACUUUAUGGAACAACAGGUUUCUUCCCCAAAUUUCUGUGGGAUCUGCUCUCUCCUGUUCAUGUCAUCUCUUAUUCUGGAUGUUUUCUUCAGGCUCAGGUACUGUACUCAUUUGCAGCCAGUGAACUCUCUUUUCUUGCAGUGAUGGCAUAUGACAGAUAUGUGGCUAUAUGUCGACCACUGCAGUAUAACUCUGUCAUGUCAAAGCAAAGACUCAUAAAGUUACUGUGUUUCUCCUGGUUCACACCUUUCUGCAUUAUAGGCUCAAAUAUUUGUCUGACAUCCAGACUGAAGUUAUGCAGCCCGUAUAUUGCCAGACUCUUCUGUAUGAAUUGGAUCCUUGUUGCACUUGCUUGUUUCCCAGCUGAAACUAUUAUUAACAACAUAGUUGCAUAUAUUUCAAUAAUCAUUUAUGUAUUUCAUGGUGUAUUUAUAGUUUGGUCCUACAUAUUUCUCAUUAAAACAUGUGUAAAUUCUAWAGAAAACAGGGCAAAGUUCAUGCAAACAUGUGUGCCACAUUUACUCUCCUUGAUCACUUUUCUUUUCACWAUACUKKWUGAURUKAURARUAURCGUUUURGUUCAAAAMAMWUACCUCWACCYYUWAAAAACUUUKUUGCAAUAGAAUUUCUUGUCAUACCUCCAAUCAUGAAUCCUCUCAUUUAUGGUUUCAAAUUGACCAAAAUUCGAAACAGACUUCGCGGAAUUGUUUUUUUUAAAACCAGUCUUGGUGUACAUUAA